Messenger RNA from Emericellopsis cladophorae, 1485 nucleotides. RefSeq lists its product as uncharacterized. Lineage: Eukaryota; Fungi; Ascomycota; Sordariomycetes; Hypocreales; Bionectriaceae. The record is from RefSeq and is a predicted model, not a curated record. Bases 1 to 1485 code for a protein of 494 amino acids. The transcript has 2 exons.
AUGGCAUCGGACAAUACGCCCAAGGCGGACGAGAGCUUGCAAUCGAGCCUCGGCCUGUCCAACAUUGACCUACUGGCCAUGGUGCUCAGCGACUCGGGCCUCGCCAACGCCGAGCCGCAGUGGUGGAACGCGUCGCCCUUGGGAUGCUUCCUUAUCGGGCUUCAACCACGAGGUGGUUGGCAGAUUAUGCAGCGAUCGAUGCAAUGGGGCGACGACGCCUGGGCGCGCUGCUUUGGCGUCGACUGCCAGGCUCCCACCCUCUACGCCUACUUUGCCUGCAGCAUCCGCAACCGCCUCGAGGUCCUUGCCUCAGAAAACUUUCGCUCGCCGACCGAGGGCGUCGCCCCGGGCGCGCCGUGGAGCGUGGCGCCCAGCUUCUCCGUCAAGCGCCCCACGAAGCUCAUUGACGGCAGUCGUGGUGGGCAGGCUUUUGUGGCGGCCAUCCUCGCGCCCGAGAAGGGCAAGCACUACAGCAUUGUGGACCAGGCGCGCAUGCAGCUCCUCAGCGUGCUGCUCGUGGGCGCGAGCCUGACGCGCGAGGACAGGCGGGGCGAGUAUGUAGACACGGUACUGCCGCAGGACUUUGACCUGUCGCCCGCCUUGGGCAUCGUGUUCACGCGUUUGCUGGCGGCUUUGGUGUUCUUUAGCGUCGUUUGUGUCGCAUUGUUGGUGAGCACGUGGUGGUCGCUGCUGCGGAGCAACUUGUACGGCGAUAGGGCGUCGCUCGCCUGGAUCACAAAGGUCCUCUCGUUGGGAUGCUGGGCGGUGGGGGCCAUGGGCUUGCUCAUGCUUGGAGGGAACCCGCGGGUGAUGCUGGUCGGCAAGCAGAUAGAUGGGUUCGUGUCGGACCGCAUCGAGGAUCUGGUAAAGACCACGAAAGAAACACGGACAAUGGAGCCAUGUUCGACUCCGAUCAAGGAGAGAGACGCGGCAGAGCCAGAGAGCGAGGUCAAGCUUCUCACCCCGACGAGUCGAGUCGGCCAAGCCACAGUCGACGCCGCCCAGCAGAAGCCGUCGCCGGCGAAAAGGUCCACCGUCGUCAUAGAAAUCGAGGCACAAGCCCACACGGCACCGACGGAGCGGCAACAGCAAUCCAAGAUGCCCAUUGUCGUCCAGUUCGGCUCCCUCCACGGCUCCAUCUUCACGCCAGAUAGGGGCACCUGCGAGCUCCCGCGCGACCUGGUCGAGCGCAUCUGCGCCCUCGACAUCAAGACGGUGCGCUCGGGGGGCUGGGUCGCAGGCGUCGCGUGGUUCGGUGUAAUGCUCCUCGCCGGCGUCACUUUGCAGAUUGGGAGCAUCCUUGCGCCGCUGUUUGCCGCCGACCUCGCGAGCCUGACCUUCCUGCUGCUGACGUCCCUAGCUAGGGGGGCCGGGGUCUCGGGACCAGAGAGCUGGAUGAUUCCCAGGUGGAAGCGGAGACCGAACGCGGUCCAUGGUGCGGUGCUUGUCGGGCAGUGUAACUCGAGGGAGCGAGCCGACGUGUGA